CUGUUCUGGCCCAUGUUCUACUUCAGUAAUUUUAAUUAUCUGUCUCAUAAUAAUACAGUUAAACAGUAGCUACAAUUUAAAUAACCGUUUUACUUUAAUGUUUAUAAGCUCUUGACGUAUGAGUUGACGUCUCAUCGCCGUUGACAGGAGUUAACUAUUUACAUGCAAUAUUCAUUAGAUCCUCUUUAUAGGCCUACCGUAUCACAAGUUUUAAUUGACCCUCUUCUAUGAAUUUGGGAGUGUUUAACAGAGUAAACUGGAAGGAAUCGGAGCACGGUGGGAUGUAUUCGGAAUGGGCAUCUCUCAGCAAUGUGGUGACCACUGGAGCUGGUGUGGACAGCACAAGUGUGCUGUUAAAGUUUCCAUCAUCAGCUGGUCGGGAGGUCGCAGUUUCGGUUGUCCGUCAGCUCGCCUCUAACCUUGGUAUUACACAGGCUGCAGAACCCAGCAGCCUGACCACAGACAAGGAGGUCUUGUGGUCCAUGGAAGUGAUUUGCUACGGGUUGAGUUUGCCGCUAAGUGAGCAUGACACCAUCAAAGAUUGUGUCAACGUUUACUGUGAAUGGCUCACUGCCCUCUACUCCAUUCCGAAGAUGAGUGUUCCGAAACCAAUCUGCGAGGAUCCUAACCUCUAUGCUCGCAAGAUGAUCAGCCACUUUCAUAACCUUUUCGUUCCCCGCAAAGGAGAAGACUGGGCUUUCAUUUAUCAGGAACUUACGCCAGACACCAUCAACCGACAGGCCGUACUGUGUCACCGAGUGCUGAGGACACUACAGCAUGUCGCUCAUCACUCUGUCAUCAUGGACAGGGAGACCUGGGAAACUCUGCUGAUGUUUCUGCUAGCCAUCAACGACACUCUGCUGGCCCCACCAACCAUCAAAGACGACGUGGGAGACCAGCUGUGUGAGAGGGUGUUGAGUGUGCUGGUAGAGGUGUGGCUGGUAGCCUGUACACACCACUUCCCCUCCCCGCCAUUGUGGAAGACACUAAGAGAGCUGACCAUGAACUGGCGACACCGGGUGGCUCUGGUAGAGCAGUGGAACAGAGUCAACCUAGCUCUGACGCAGAGACUGCUAGAGUCAAUGUACGGCCCAGCGUUCCCGGAGCUGAAGAUAUUGGAGGAGGACGCAGCCCUGAUACCUCCCGGGAUGACAGACUCUUGUAUAGCUCAGUGCUGGUUCAGGUUCCUACACUGUAUAGGCAACCCUGUAGACCUGUGUAGACCUCAGGUCAUCUCUCAGACACACAAGUUCCUACAGUUUGCCCUCACAAGUGACACUGGCAACCCUGUAGACCUGUGUAGACCUCAGGUCAUCUCUCAGACACACAAGUUUCUACAGUUUGCCCUCACAAGUGACACUGGCAACCCUGUAGACCUGUGUAGACCUCAGGUCAUCUCUCAGACACACAAGUUUCUACAGUUUGCCCUCACAAGUGACACUGGCAACCCAGUAGACCUGUGGAGACCUCAGGUCAUCUCUCACACACACAAGUUCCUACAGUUUGCCCUCACAAGUGACACUGGCAACCCUGUAGACCUGUGUAGACCUCAGGUCAUCUCUCAGACACACAAGUUCCUACAGUUUGCCCUCACAAGUGACACGGGCAACCCUGUAGACCUGUGUAGACCUCAGGUCAUCUCUCAGACACACAAGUUCCUACAGUUUGCUCUCACAAGUGACACUGGCAACCCUGUAGACCUGUGUAGACCUCAGGUCAUCUCUCAGACACACAAGUUCCUACAGUUUGCCCUCACAAGUGACACUGGCAACCCUGUAGACCUGUGUAGACCUCAGGUCAUCUCUCAGACACACAAGUUCCUACAGUUUGCUCUCACAAGUGACACUGGCAACCCUGUAGACCUGUGUAGACCUCAGGUCAUCUCUCAGACACACAAGUUCCUACAGUUUGCUCUCACAAGUGAUACUGGCAACCCAGUAGACCUGUGUAGACCUCAGGUCAUCUCUCAGACACACAAGUUCCUACAGUUUGCCCUCACAAGUGACACUGGCAACCCUGUAGACCUGUGUAGACCUCAGGUCAUCUCUCAGACACACAAGUCCCUACAGUUUGCCCUCACAAGUGAUACUGGCAACCCAGUAGACCUGUGUAGACCUCAGGUCAUCUCUCAGACACACAAGUUCCUACAGUUUGCCCUCACAAGUGACACUGGCAACCCUGUAGACCUGUGUAGACCUCAGGUCAUCUCUCAGACACACAAGUUCCUACAGUUUGCCCUCACAAGUGACACUGGCAACCCUGUAGACCUGUGUAGACCUCAGGUCAUCUCUCAGACACACAAGUUUCUACAGUUUGCCCUCACAAGUGACACGGGCAACCCUGUAGACCUGUGUAGACCUCAGGUCAUCUCUCAGACACACAAGUUCCUACAGUUUGCCCUCACAAGUGACACUGGCAACCCUGUAGACCUGUGUAGACCUCAGGUCAUCUCUCACACACACAAGUUCCUACAGUUUGCCCUCACAAGUGACACUGGCAACCCUGUAGACCUGUGUAGACCUCAGGUCAUCUCUCACACACACAAGUUCCUACAGUUUGCCCUCACAAGUGACACUGGCAACCCUGUAGACCUGUGUAGACCUCAGGUCAUCUCUCAGACACACAAGUUCCUACAGUUUGCUCUCACAAGUGACACUGGCAACCCUGUAGACCUGUGUAGACCUCAGGUCAUCUCUCAGACACACAAGUUCCUACAGUUUGCUCUCACAAGUGACACUGGCAACCCUGUAGACCUGUGUAGACCUCAGGUCAUCUCUCAGACACACAAGUUCCUACAGUUUGCUCUCACAAGUGACACUGGCAACCCUGUAGACCUGUGUAGACCUCAGGUCAUCUCACAGACACACAAGUUCCUACAGUUUGCCCUCACAAGUGAUACUGGCAACCCUGUAGACCUGUGUAGACCUCAGGUCAUCUCACAGACACACAAGUUCCUACAGUUUGCCCUCACAAGUGACACUGGCAACCCUGUAGACUUGUGUAGACCUCAGGUCAUCUCUCAGACACACAAGUUCCUACAGUUUGCCCUCACAAGUGAUACUGGCAACCCAGUAGACCUGUGUAGACCUCAGGUCAUCUCUCAGACACACAUGUUCCUACAGUUUGCCCUCACAAGUGACACUGGCAACCCUGUAGACCUGUGUAGACCUCAGGUCAUCUCUCAGACACACAAGUUCCUACAGUUUGCCCUCACAAGUGACACUGGCAACCCUGUAGACCUGUGUAGACCUCAGGUCAUCUCUCAGACACACAAGUUCCUACAGUUUGCCCUCACAAGUGAUACUGGCAACCCUGUAGACCUGUGUAGACCUCAGGUCAUCUCUCAGACACACAAGUUCCUACAGUUUGCUCUCACAAGUGACACUGACCUCAGGUCAUCUCUCAGACACACAAGUUCCUACAGUUUGCUCUCACAAGUGACACUGGUAAGUAGUCCAGGAAUGACAGACUCCUGUAUAGCUCAGUGCUGGUUCAGGUUCCUACACUGUAUAGGCAACCCAGUAGACCUGUGUAGACCUCAGGUCAUCUCUCAGACACACAAGUUCCUACAGUUUGCUCUCACAAGUGACACUGUUGUGGACCCCUGUCAACAUCCCUGCUUGAACAUUCUACCAUUGAACUUCCUCAAAGCCAUUAAAGGAAUAGCAGGACAAGUUGAUGCUUUCUUAGGUACUCAGUCCCAGAGUCUUGUGUGGGAUAUGGGGGAACUGACGGAGAGGGACAAGAAGGACCCCCAUCCCCCCACACACUCCCCCACCCCCCCGCCAGUACGGCGGCUUGCUAAGAGCUUUAGUGUUGCACCCUCUGCAGUCACCAAGGGUGGGUUGAAACUUGUGCAUUCUGCAGAGUUGUUUCGACUGCACACGGUCGACGAUUUUGGUAUUCCGAAGGCGUCCCUGAUAGGUCUGACGUCCAGUCGUAUACAAGCGUCCACACACACACCUCUCAGUUCUGGUCCAUCUUCCACUUCUAGUGCUACAUCAAUGUUGUCGCUGGGCUCGGAGGUCCGUAGUUCUCUUGCUCCUUCUCGCCCCAAGUGUAACAGCAUUCUCCAUCUGUUUGGGGAGUGGCUGUUUGAGGCAGCCCAAAUAGGAACAGAACUCACCAAAACUGGAUUUAGAGAGGGAAGCAGCAAGAGACCCAGUUCUGUGAUGCUGGACCACAGCUCUCUUGGCAGCAACAGGAAAGGUUCUCUGUCUCUCUCUCAGCCAGGGUCUCUGUCAGAAGACUCUUUAGAUGCACCCAGCUGUCUCAGUAUUGAUAGAUACCAAGCUGGUCGAGCGGAAGCUAUUGGAGCCUUGUGUCGUAUCUUCUGUGCCAAGAAGACAGGAGAAGACAUUCUCCCUGUGUACUACGCAAGAUUCUAUCUGACUCUGCAACAAAGCUUUCGUCAUGUUGAGAUAACGCGGGAAUGUGACGAAUGCCUGGCCUGCAUCAUAGUCAACUCUACAGAUCUGCUGCGGCUAGACUUGGACGGAGUGCAGAUGCUAGUUCCCAGCAUUAUUGAUGCGUUGGAGAUUAUACUGCCUGACAAGGACCUUAAACUCAGGUCUCCAUCCAUAUCUAAGGUGGAACUUAGAAGAGCUUCGAUACAAAUUUUACUCUCUAUGUUGGCGCUUCCUUUACAUUUCCAGAACCUGGUCAUCAAGGAUCUCACUCCGUCGCAGACCCAAGAAAGAUCACCGUUGACAUUCUCUCAACUCAAACCUCGACUGAUGAACCUCCUCAUUAAUGCUCUCCUGGUUGAGGCAGACCCUCAGAACACACAUAUGCUGCUAGGUGGUCUAAUGCUGAGUGUGCAGGACUCGGCUUUGUUCGAAGCGAUGGAUCAAGUAACGCAACCAGAUGCUGCCUCCAGCGACUCAACAUCCAAUGUGUUAUCAUCAGACACUAUGAGCUCCAUGGGAGAUUCUUCAGUUUUGGACGAGUGGGAUUCCACUAAUAUUACAGUCGGAGACUCGGAAUUGUUUGGAAUCACCUCUAUUCAUCCUCUAAACAAAAACUCGGCCAACGCACUGUUUGUAAGGGCUACAUGUCUGGUGUGUCAUCGUCUCAUCUCCUCAUGGAAGACGGACUUGAACGUCUCACUCGCUGCUCUCGAACUGUUGGCUGGCCUGGCUCGCACAAACAUCAGAGAAACCGAUGCGCUCGAGUGCAAGAGAGCGGUCAAGUGGUUGUGUGACUACAUAGUGUUCCAGUGCGGACGUCCACCCCCGGGACACAGCAAGGAUCUACACUCCACCAUCGUGGCAGCCUUCCAAACAGCCGAGGUGUGGCUGGUCACCCACCCCACACUGCUCAAUGACAAAGAGACGCUGCACACCGUGCUGGAGGUGGUGGAGCUCGGCAUAUCCGGCACCAAGAGUCAGGGCAAGCCGGGAGAACCACUGAAGAUGAAAGAUGAAAAAGAGUUGAAGCCAGUGUCAAUGAGGGUCCGGGAUGCUGCGGAGUCUUUGUUGACUGUUGUCUUGGAACAGGUGGGCUACUUCCCAGCAGCCUGUGGGGCAGAGUCCCUGUCCUGUCUGCUAGACGAGGUGUUGCUAGUCAAACAUUGCAACUCAUGGAGCGGCGAGGCCCUCACCCAAGUGUCUGCUGUGGCCAAGUUCCGCUACUUUGUGGUGGAGAAUUCCACUGUGCUGGCUUUGCUAGAGGAGCCUUUGGGAAAUGAUCAAGACCCGCAGCCAACCAUCACUGUGCUGAUCAGAGGAGGGUUCGGCCGACACGCCUGGACUCUACAGCUUCGUCACUUGCCUCGACACCGUAGUGGCACCAAGUACCAGCACACACCCAACCCUGGGCGACCUGUACCCUUGGAGGAACUACCCUCCAGGCAGCAACCCAAACACAAGUACUUCCCUGACAGCGUGGACAGGAUACCUCAGUGUAGGGCGGACAAGUCAAUCCCAGACCUAGGAGCCAUGCUGCUGGAAGACCCCAGCGGAGAACUGAGUGAACUCUCACGACUGCUGGAGUCUCAGAUACAGCUGGAGAAGGGGGAGAGUGCUGCCCCCUCCCCUCCUGGACCACCCCUGGGAGAGUGUACCCCUCCCCCACCCUGCCACGACUUCCAGACUGCCAGGCUCUUCCUGUCACACUUCGGACUGUUGUCAAGACUUGACAACAAUCAGGAGCCAGGACUACCGCCAUUGGUCGCCCUGGACACGAGUCACCCGUCCUUCUGUCAGGACUUAGAGGCCCUUGACAACAUAGGCAGCCGUACAGCUAACACCUGUCAUGUAUUCUAUGUCAGAGCUGGCCAGAAACAACCUGAACACAUUCUGAACAAUGUGUUGUCAGAAUCAACUGUCUCCCCACAUUUCCUGGAGAUGCUGCUGUCUCUAGGCUGGGUAGUGAGAGUCUCUCAACAUCCGGGCUGGACAGGUCACAUUGCUACCAGCUACAAGCUGAACCACACCACUGGCUCGGUGGAUGGUCCUGCUCCUGACUCCAUCACUGGUCACGGGGGUAGUUUGUUUAACGGAGACUCUCACGUGCUCUACUGGUCAGAUGUCAGCUCCGAGAUAGCUUUUGUAGUGCCGACCUUGACUAGGAGAAGUAAACACUUUCAACAAUACCAGCAUGACCCAGUGUGGUACGAGCGCAGCAUGAGUGCGCCGUGUGAGUCACAGGACAAGCCGCGAGCCAUGAGUCUGGACCUGGAGACUACGAGUCAUAAGUCGCACCAGAGCCAUGUCAGAAGACAUCCUCCCACGUGUGUCAUGCUGGUGUGGCUGGAGAGCUAUGAGGACCAUCUACACUUCCCUGCCAGCGAGUUGCAGGCACACACCACCACAGGCCUGGAGACUCAGUCCGUGUCCAAGGCUCAGGACUGUUUUGUCAUUUUCUUGCACGCUCUCAACAGUGGCCUGCUCAGAGUCAAGUUGCAGGGACCUACUGGCAGAAUGAACAUGGCUACUCCGCUGGUGGAUGGUAUGGUUAUUAGUAGGAGAGUCGUUGGCUCUCUGGUGAGACAGACUGCUCUGAACAUCUGUCGCAGACGACGCCUGGAUAAUGACAGCUACCAACCUCCCCAUGUUAGAAGACGGAUGAAGGUACAAGAGUUGGUGUCCAAGUACCGCUGUGACAUGAGUCAGCCAGAACUGUUGACGUACCUACUGACAGGAGCUCCCUGACCUCCAAGCUCCUGGAGACGCAAGACUGGCUACUCCAAACGCUGAUGGUAACAUCGGCUCGUAUACUCCAGCUAAGGGCUUCGGCCAUGUUGGGAACUUACAAAAGCACCUCUGUGAACUUGCAAGAAGCACUCUAUACCGUACCGUGACUACAAUAGUUUUCAGUAAUCUAAGUACUUAAACAUUCUUUUAGAUUUCUUCUUCUAGAGACUAUCAAACAAUUUAAAGGAGGACUUCUGACUCAAGUUUGCAGAGAAUUCGAAACUUGAGGGCAAGCUAUGAGUUCAUGUAACUAAGAAUACAAAAUGAAAGAGAAGUGAACAGAAUGAAAGUAAAUAAAAAGUGUUAGGUAACAAAUAUGGUACCUUAACCAUUUAAAGUAGUUUAAAGUAAACUAUUGUCAAACUUAAAAAAGGCUGGUUGAAAUCUGUAACACCUUUAACAACAACUGAAAACUUGUAUAUAAAUUGGCGCCAUUAUCCACCCCUUUGUUAUGUAAUGAUUUUGUUAUGUUUAUGAUAUUUCUUUUCUUUGUUGAGUUAGAAAAUUAGUUUUCAACAACAUUUUGUCCAGUUUUUCCAAGUAUGUAGCUUCAUAAUGUUCUAAAUCUCCCCCAUUUAAUUCAUAGAACUCUUUUGCUCUUUUUUUAUGUUUCAUCAUGAUCUUACUUAAUUAAUGUAAACCUAAAUAUACAGUAUGAGUUCAGUAUAUAAUACAUAUAAAUUGGCACUGUAAAAUAAACAAGUUUUUUAGUA
This is a messenger RNA of Macrosteles quadrilineatus (aster leafhopper), 7909 nucleotides long. RefSeq names its product ral GTPase-activating protein subunit beta. Gene Ontology annotation, biological process: activation of GTPase activity; regulation of small GTPase mediated signal transduction. The transcript has 59 exons. Lineage: Eukaryota; Metazoa; Arthropoda; Insecta; Hemiptera; Cicadellidae. The coding region runs from base 228 to 7154 and encodes 2308 amino acids. The record is from RefSeq and is a predicted model, not a curated record. Gene Ontology annotation, molecular function: GTPase activator activity.